AAUUCGUCUGCACGGUGCAUCCUUCCAGUCCCUCAGAACCUGCAGCACCGGGCUCGGCUCCCCACCUGGCUUCGUCUCCGCUGCCCACUGUCCAGUGCCCGCGCCCUGCUGUACGGAGUGUGUAACUGUGGCGGCCUUGCCGGAGGACCGGCUCCGGUUCCCACGGCUGCAGAAGCCCCUAUGGACCUCACACGGGACUGUGUGACCUUUGAGGAUGUGGCCAUUUACUUCUCCGUGGAAGAGUGGGGGCUUCUUGAUGAGGCUCAGAGGCUCCUGUACCUCAGUGUGAUGCUGGAGACCUUUGCACUUGUGACCUCACUGGUGUGUUGGUACGGAGUGGAGCAUGAAGAGACACCUUCCAAGCAGGUUUCUGUAGGAUUGUCACAAGUCAGGACUUUCAAGACAGAUCUGUCCACCCAGGAAGCUCAUCCUUGUGGAACAUGUGGUCCAGUCCUGCAGGACUGUCUGCACCUGGCUAGCCAACCUGGGCAGAAACCAUUCUUGCUUGGGGUGUGUGCAAAACUUCACCAGGACCAGAAUCAUCUCAACUCAGAGAAAACUUUGCGAGAGGACACAGACAACACCUCAUUUGGGAAGAGCAGCAGAUUCCCCAUGUCAAGAAAGUCCUUCAGAGGCAGAGAGGCUGGAAAGAACCUCUCAGACGCAUUGGACUUUCUCCACCUCCUGGCCAUUCCCAGUGGUGAGAAGACAUUCAUGAUUGCUGAGGGUGGAGCAGCUUUUCAAACCCGAAUACAUCGUUACAAAUGGGGUCAGUGCAAAAGAGCACCCAGGCGCAAGCAUGCUUACAUUUCCCACCCUAGAGUCUACGCUGAAAAAAGGCCUUAUGAGUCUACCCAGUGUGAGGAAGGCUACUGCUUCAAGUACUCACUGCAGAGAGGCCAUGGUGGAGCAAGGCCUUACAAGUGCACUGAAUGUGAGAAAUCUUUCAGUCAAACCUCCCACUUGAAUGACCACCUCAGGAUCCACACUGGAGAAAGGCCCUAUGAGUGUGGCCAGUGUAGGAAAUCAUUUAGCCAAAGAGCCACGCUCAUUAAACAUUACAGAGUUCACACUGGAGAAAGGCCUUACGAAUGUGGGGAGUGUGGGAAAUCCUUUAGCCAGAGCUCCAACCUCAUUGAACACUGCAGAAUUCACACUGGGGAAAGACCCUAUGAGUGUGAUGAAUGUGGAAAAGCUUUUGGGUCCAAAUCCACCCUUGUCCGGCACCAGAGAACUCACACAGGAGAAAAACCGUAUGAAUGUGCUCAAUGUGGGAAGUUUUUUACACAAAGCCAUAGUCUCCUCGAGCACCAGAUCAUUCACACCGGAGCAAGGCCUUAUGAGUGUGGCCAGUGCGGAAAAUCCUUUAGCCUAAAGUAUGGCCUCAUUCAACAUCAGUUAAUUCACAGUGGAGCAAGGCCUUUUGAGUGUGACCAGUGUGGAAAAUCCUUUAGCCAAAGAACCACUCUCAACAAACACUACAAAGUUCAUACUGCAGAAAGGGCUUAUGAGUGUGGACAGUGUGGGAAAGCUUUUAUGUUCAAAUCCAAACUUGUUCGACACCAGAGAACUCACACGGGAGAAAGGCCUUAUGAGUGCAGUGAAUGUGGGAAAUUCUUCAGACAAAGCUACACCCUUGUGGAACACCAGAAAAUCCACACUGGAUUAAGGCCUUAUGAAUGUGGCCAGUGUGGAAAAUCCUUUAUUCAAAAGUCAGGCCUCAUUCAACAUCAGGUAGUCCACACUGGAGAAAGGCCUUACGAGUGUGGCAAAUGUGGGAAAUCUUUCACUCAGCACUCUGGGCUCAUUCUCCACCGAAAAUCUCACAGGGAGAGGUCUCAUGAAAACAGGAAGUGUGGAGAAGCUUUCAAGGACUAACAUUGUUUAGUUCCUGCUUGAGAAAGAGCUUGGACCUUCAGAACAUGUGCUGCUACUUUUUUUCAGUAUUAGCCUUUGUGGGGGAACCACUUGCCUGAAGUUAAACCCCUACUUCUAAAUAUCCCGAGGUUGAUGUUCCCCAGGUCCAGCAUGGAUGAGGCCAGUAUCUGGUAGAAGCCAUCUCCUUCCCAGCUCAGUGUUCAGUGUGCUAAGGAAAGGCAAAUGUCUGUGUGUAUUCCCCGGAGGAGGUCUUGAACAGCCUGAGCCUUUAGGGGGAAUGUGGUCCCUCUUCUGACUAAAGCAUACCUUGGACCCAGUGUUUACUAGGAAGAUCUGACUUGCAGUCUGCUGGAGGCUUCCACCUUGGCUUACCUUCUCCCAGGAAAUGGAUGGUCAUGUGCCCUUGUGGUUGAUAUUUGCAGCAUUCAGUUUACCACCAGGAACUUCCAGCUCAUACUAGUCUGCUUUACACGUGAAUAAAUGCUGUUUUGUUGACUCCACUUGCAAUCUUUGGGGUUCUAUUAAUAUUUUUUCUUUGUGUUGAGAGAGGACAAAGUUGGACUCUGAACCAAUCAACAGUUCUUUUGGGGCUCCUACUUUUCUUCAGAGGCUUAGUGUGGCAGAAAGUAGUUCCUAUUUGUCAUGCUUUGCUGCCCAAGACCUCAAGGGUUGUAUACAGGAGUCAUGUGAUCUGCUUGUAUGAUGUCAUACAUGUGUCAUUCAAGCUGUAGAGCCUUGCAGGAGGCAUAAUUGGAUCAGAAAUAUUGGGUGUGUAUAACAAGAAGUAGAGGUGCCUUCAGUGAACAGAGGGGCUGUUCCUCUUGUGAAAGUGCAUCGCAAAUCUAUUGAAAGUCUUCUCUCUGCCACAGUAACAUUAUGUCCCAAGGCGUUGUCAGUGUCCUCCUUGUGGCUUGCUAGACCCAGCUCUCAGAAGUCCUGGGUCCUGGUGCACAGUGACAGCAUCAUGUCCAAUAGCCCAAGGCUGAUUGCUUGCCUCUGACUUGCCAAAUAUCCACAUGCUUCAAGGACACAGCCAUGACUUUUACCUGGUAAGAUUUAGGACCUGACUCAGAAGAAGAUGUAAGAUGUACCAGCCGUGAGGUAGA
Messenger RNA from Perognathus longimembris pacificus (Pacific pocket mouse), 2984 nucleotides. RefSeq names its product zinc finger protein 416-like. NCBI's taxonomy places the organism in Eukaryota, Metazoa, Chordata, Mammalia, Rodentia, Heteromyidae. The record is from RefSeq and is a predicted model, not a curated record. Gene Ontology annotation, biological process: regulation of DNA-templated transcription.